AUGAAUAAUACAAUUCUCCUAAUAGUUUUAGUUGCUUUUUCAUUUGCCUAAGAAGAUACACUAAAGAUGAUAGAACCUAUGCAGCGUGAAGUGGAAACAUAUGAUAAUCACGAUAACCCUGAGGAAAAUUCUGGAAUCUUUUAAGUAAACUAGUUCAAAUCAGGAAUGGGACCCAUGGAUCAAUUCUUCCUUAAGGAUCUUUUCGAAACCAUAAAUGCAGCCUUUGAUGAUUUAACAGACAAUCCCAACGAUUCAACUUUUUUACAAGACAAUUAAUAAUCAAAAAAAAUGGAGGAAUUAGAUGAAAGUGAUAUUCAAUUUUCAAGUCCUCUAUCAGGUUUCUUUAAUCCUUUUUUUUCAAUAUUCACAACUGAGGGAGACUCUGAUUUUGUGGAGAUAGAAUCCAUUUCAGUCAAUGGACAGACCUAGACUAAGGUCACAAAAACAAGUACUAGAAACGGUAUUACAACUACAACAACAGAAAUAACAUCGGAGGCUUCCAUUCCAGAAUUGAAUCAAGAAUAAGAGAAUAAACUUUCCGAUGAGUUCUAGCUUAUUGAAAGUCCAAUGAUUGCUGAUGUUUAAAACACUACAGAGGUCGUUGAAUAGAAUUAGACAGAACAAGUCAUUUAGGUGAAUCUAGGUAUUGAUAUAUAUAAUCAAUGUAAUAGACGAAUUGGAUUCAAUAUAGGAAUUACAUGUAAUAUAGGAUAAUUAUGUGAAAAAUGAUCAAUAUUUAAAUAGUGUUCCAUAAACAGAAGAUAACUUUGCUUUAGGAGUUACUAUUAUAUGUGGAUUGACUUUGGCAGGACUUAUUGGAUUUUCAAUCAAGAAAUGUGCUUUUAAAUCUAAUUGAAUGAAAAUUGAAAAUCAAACAUAUUAUAUUAUGC
Paramecium octaurelia is the source of this 890-nucleotide messenger RNA. Lineage: Eukaryota; Ciliophora; Oligohymenophorea; Peniculida; Parameciidae. The record is from the annotation of a GenBank genome assembly.